Messenger RNA from Gymnodraco acuticeps, 1865 nucleotides. Its product is annotated as endonuclease domain-containing 1 protein-like. The coding region runs from base 332 to 1234 and encodes 300 amino acids. NCBI's taxonomy places the organism in Eukaryota, Metazoa, Chordata, Actinopteri, Perciformes, Bathydraconidae. The record is from RefSeq and is a predicted model, not a curated record. The transcript has 3 exons. Gene Ontology annotation, molecular function: metal ion binding; hydrolase activity; nucleic acid binding.
UAAAGUAUCAAGGCUGUCUUAUUCCUGUAUUUAAAAGAGAGUGAAACCAACCAUGUGUUUAUCUUUACUUUGUGACUUCCCUCUUCUGUAUGGUAACUCGCUACUGUUGAUUCAAUCAGGAGGAAACAGUGCAAUGGUUGGGGACAAUUUUCAGCGUCAGAUUAAGUAUGCAAUAAUGUUACUUUCCUGCAAAGUAGUCAUGUCUUAUUGAAAAGGAGAACAGCUAUCAGUAAGUUCAAGCCUCACUUUAUCACACAGACACUGUAUGAAGGCAUGAAUCAUAUCUGGACAUUUGACUGCUGGAUUUCACUACCAACUGGUCUUUAUUAAAAUGGCACAUCACUUCGCUCUGGCUGUGUUCAUUCUGGCCUUCACUGGAUUCUGGAGCAUGUGUGCAGCCGAUGUUGGAGACUUUGCUCCAUGCCUUGAGAGCUUCUAUAGGUCCUGGCCUCCUAAAGGUCUGGUGGGGACCCCGAUCUGCCAACGGUAUCAAAACCAGUACCGCUUUGCCACGCUGUACAGUCGGCCACGCCGCACUCCAUGGUUCUCGGCCUAUUUGUAUGCCACACCAGAAGGAAAGAGACCCCACACAUUCUGGAAGUAUGAGCCACAGUUAGCCUACCCAGGAGCUGAUGGCAACAUGCUCUCCUUCCCUCUGGGUCAUCUGGAUCAGAACGUGGUGGAAAGCCAGGGAGUGGAGUUGGACUACAUUAACUCCACCUAUUCUCGUGGACACUUGAACCCCAGCCUCCACCACAAGAGCUAUAAGGACCGCGCCUCUACCUUCACCCUGACUAAUGUUGUUCCUCAAAUGGCAGGCUCUAAUGAUGGACCAUGGGAAGCCCUGGAGCAGAAUGUCAACAAAACCUUAGGCACCUACUGUCUCGGAGACACCUACAUAGUGACUGGCAUCAUCCCUUACCAGAGCGACGAGCCCUGGCUCAGGAAUCAUCGUGUAGCCGUGCCUGAGUAUAUUUGGUCCGCCUACUGCUGCCCAAACUACAACAACAGUCUACCAAAAGUACUGAAGGAUGCUUUCCCCACGUAUGCUGCCAUUGGUCGCAACGACUGCAACAGCACAGAGGAGAUUGUGCCAGUAAGCCAGCAGACUAAGAAACAGUUCAGAGGGUAUGAUGUGAGAAAAAUGCCACUGGAAACACUCGAAAUGUAUCUGAAGGACAGAUUCAAAACUGUUGUCAGUGUUUUUUACGAGCAGUGCUCUCAAUCCAACUGAUUUUGCAGACACAAAUACACUGUUAUAUCUUACAAUAGAAAAAAAAUCAUGUAUUUAAAAUAUUGUUCCUAAUAAACUAAGAAAAUUGCUGAUGCAUUGUUGCACGAUGACCUUACAUUAACGUGUCUUUGAUCAAGAAAAAUGGUGAUUCUUUCUCGGAAACAAUAAUAUUCACCUUUAUGUUUAGCUAAUAGUAAAGUGAUUGAUAACCUACCUCUCUCAUUUGUGUAUGUUUAAUAAAUUGAGCUUGCGAGACCGUUGUUUUAGCGUUCAAAAAAGCGGGAGACAGCUAGCCCAGUUCCCUCAAUAAAAAAACAAAACAAACAUCUUUACAUGAUAUUUUUACACUUAGGUUUUCAUCCAGUCCAAAUCAAAAACAUACCACACAUUCAUAUUAGAAGUGCAUUUUUUGUUAUGACUGAGCAGAGCCAUGCUAGCAAUUUCCCUCUGUUUCUAGUCUUUAUGCUAAGCUAAGGUUGCUGUAACUUGAUAUUUACUCCACAGAUAUGAGAGUGGUAUACAUUUUCUCAUCUAGCUCUUGGCAAUAAAGUGAGUUGCUGUUUGUGUAAAAGCUAUAACUUGACCUCAGAUAAUUCAUCUCAAUUUAAUAAACCUGAAUUUAUAAACAUUG